Hyaloscypha bicolor E is the source of this 1672-nucleotide messenger RNA. Its product is annotated as MFS general substrate transporter. Gene Ontology annotation, biological process: transmembrane transport. Gene Ontology annotation, molecular function: transmembrane transporter activity. The record is from RefSeq and is a predicted model, not a curated record. The transcript has a single exon. Bases 23 to 1507 code for a protein of 494 amino acids. Gene Ontology annotation, cellular component: fungal-type vacuole membrane. Lineage: Eukaryota; Fungi; Ascomycota; Leotiomycetes; Helotiales; Hyaloscyphaceae.
CUUCAUUCCUAUCUAUCCAACCAUGGCGUUCCUUGUCACGCAAAUAAAAUGGUUCUACCACGAAUUCGGCAUCAAGUCCCUCUACCACACCGGCUGGGACGCCUGGCUCAUAAUCCUCACGCGAUGCACCCGCAUGUUCGCAUAUGGGACGAAUUCUCUCAUCUUGGCAUUGUUCUUCUCAGCCCUUGACUUCUCAGAUUUCCACAUCGGGUUAUUCAUGACCUUGACCCUGCUCGGCGACGUGCUCCUCUCCGUGCUCCUUACCCUCGUAGCAGAUCGCCUCGGCCGCCGAAAGAUCCUGUUCGCAGGAUCUUUCCUCAUGGUCCUCUCAGGCAUCGCUUUCGCUCUGUUCGAGAACUUCUGGAUCCUCUUAUUUGCGGCGGUAGUCGGUGUCAUCAGCGCCACAGGAGGAGAUUUCGGGCCGUUCCGCGCGAUUGAGGAGUCUACUUUAUCUCACCUUACAACGCCAAGGACAAGAGCUGAUGUUUUGGCGUGGUAUAUUACGACCGCUAGUAUUGGGUCUGCCUUGGGAGUCGAAUUGACGGGACGGGUGGUGCAUUAUUUGCAGCAUAGGGAGGGGUGGACGAUUGUUGACGCUUAUCAUAUGGUGUUUUGGAUUUAUUCUGCGAUGGGAGUAGUAAAUAUGGUUCUCACAAUCUUGCUGAGUAAGAAGUGUGAAAUUGCACAGGAGAAAAUGGAGAGUGAGGAGGGCGAAGUGUUGCUGGAUGAGAUGGAUGAACAAGAUGAGAGGGACUCGGAGGAAACCGCGAUACCAAGCCCAACAGACACCUCAGAGUCCUCGAUCUCCGAAAAGAAAAGCCGAUUCGCACAAAUCUCUCAAGCUACUCGUUUAGUUAUGUAUAAGCUUUGGUUCCUGCUUAUCGUUGACUCGCUGGCUGAUGGGAUGGUUGGCUACUCCUUGACGACUUACUACAUGGACCAGAAAUUCGACCUCCCGAAAUCCACGCUGGGAGACAUCACCUCAAUCAGCUAUGUUCUGUCCUCUUGCUCGAGUAUUUUCGCUGGUCCGCUUUCCAGACGCCUUGGUCUUAUCAACACGAUGGUUUUCACGCAUCUACCCUCCUCAGCAGCAGUUCUCCUCUUCCCGGUACCAUCUAGCAUUUUCAUGACGGUCGCUUUGUUCUUUAUUCGAACAGGGCUCAAUAACAUGGAUCAAGCACCGCGCUCAGCAUUCAUUGCGGCGGUCGUCAAGCCGGAAGAGCGAACGGCUGUGAUGGGCAUUACUUCUAUGCUGAGGACUUUGGCUGCAACUGCAGGGCCCAGUGUCACAGGAAUUCUUGCUGGUAAUGAUAGAUUUUGGAUAGCGUUUGUUGCUGCUGGUGCUUUGAGGAUUGCUUAUGACUUAGGUCUCUGGGCUAUGUUUAUUAAUAUGACGUUGCAUCAGCAUGAGGAGAAAGGAGGGGGUAAAGAGAUGGCUGAUGUUGCGAGACGAGAGAAUGACGAAGAAGAGUUGAUGGAUAUCCAGAGACAUCCGAAUGAAGGAUGAUGGUUUGCAAAGGGUUGAGAGACAUACCUGGCGGAUCAGGAGCUUGACUCUGUGGGAUAAUUGUAAUCGGCCGACUUGAGCAGGGGAUAAAAGCUGAUAAAACUGUUCCCCGCGAGAUUGAAAUAAGUAGAAAUAUAAUAUAUGAAUCUACAGAAUCGAUUCUCC